UCUAGAUUUUUUGUAAUAGAUUCGAUUGGAAAUUGAGAAAAAAUGACAGCGAGCAGCACGUAGCUGUCACUUUUCCUUUUUUUUAAAUAGCUCAAGAUGCCUGAUCUUUCUUUUUAAUAGGAAAUAUAAGUAAAAGAAUGUUUUUUUCUGUUUAAAUUUUGUAACAACCACGUAGUCAUGUAUUUCGACAACACUGGGUUGGCCGUUGUGGCCCCACCAGAAAACUCAGGCCUAAUGGGAAUCGAUGCAGAAUACGUCCAAACUAAUUAUAUAUUGGCAGAUGGGGCCCAUAGAUUUGGAGUAUCGGCUUUAACAUUUGACAAGGUUGAAGAGUUACUAUGGAUGGGCAAUCAAGGAGGUCACAUUACUUCCUACUAUUUAACUGGUAAUGGUGGCAUGGAUAGGUACACCUCAUUUCAAAUACAUGCAAAUGAAGAUGUGAGACAGAUUUUAUGCAUCGACGAUGGAAUUUUAGCACUAACGAGUAGCACUUUAAGAUACCAAAUGAGAAGGGGUAUUCCUAUUUAUACACACACGUCUGUGAACAUGAACGAAAUGCAUUGUAUGUUACAACUAACAUCCAGUAGAAUUUUGCUUGGAGGCCAACAAGACAAGUUGAUUGAUUACAAUUUAGAUCUUUGUAAGGAAACCAUGCUGGUGGAGGCUGGCGAAGCGGGUUGUGUCAUGUUGCGACCCCACAGCAGAUUUAUAUGUGCAGGGAAUCCAUUGGGUCACAUCGAUUUUCGGGAUCCCAACACUUUGAAUACCGAACAUAGCAUCGAUACGCACACAGGCAGUUUAAGCGAUUUUGACGUUCAGGGGAACCUACUAGUGACGUGCGGCUUCAGCAACAGGCACAACUCGUUGACAGUCGACAGAUUCCUGAUGGUGUACGACCUGAGAAUGAUGAGGGCGGUGUCACCAAUGCAGACGGUUCUCGAUCCGUUCUUCUUAAAAUUCAUCCCGUCUAUUUCGUCAAGACUAGCCGUUGUGUCUGCGAUAGGUCAGGUGCAGCUUCUUGACACUAUCGCCCUGGCAGAACCCAGAUUGUGCCUCCUUCAAAUGAACAAUCCAGGAGCGCUGUGUCUGACCUUCGAUAUAUCCUCCAACAGCCAAGCGAUGGCCUUCGGCGACAGUUCCGGCCACAUCCACUUUUUCGCCACCUCCGAUCACCCCACAUUCAACACCUUCUCCAGGUCUAUCGAGUUUGCGGAAUCCGUAGCGCGUGUUCACCAGUACCCCAGCUUCAGUAUCGAGGAUGCCAACUAUCCGCUGUCUGUAGUCCCGAUGCCUGUCGUGCCGCCUGAGGUGCCUCUCGCAUCUGAUUGGCCGCCGCACUUCAUGGAGAAAGUUUAUCGAAAGCCGCCCGCUAUCGACCCGGAGAUCCUACACACCAUGAAGAUGCAGGGGCCUAUUGGGUACGCCCCGAACCCCAAAACAUCUCGGAGAAAUCAAGUCAUAUACGAUUUUACACGGAACGGUCACAGGGUGCAUUCAAACCGCACCGUCAAGAGUCCCAAGCGUCAAGAGGAGAGCAACAGUUUCAUCGCCAUACCGAAGAGAUACCGUAAAAUAGACGUCAGGUACAGCAAGCUGGGCAGCGAUGAAUUCCAGUUCGAUCACUACAACAAAACCAGUUUCUCCGGGUUGGAGGCGACGUUACCCAAUUCCUAUUGUAACGCCAUGAUACAGGUGUUGUAUUUCACCGAACCCCUCAGGGCCGCCUUGCUGUCGCACUUGUGCUCGAAGGAGUUCUGCCUGUCGUGCGAGCUGGGCUUCCUGUUCCAUAUGUUGGGCAAUCCGUAUCAGAACCAGCCCUGUCAGCCUGGAAAUUUUCUGAGGGCCUUCCGGACGGUGCCCGAGGCGUCCGCCUUAGGUUUAAUCCUGAGCGAUCUGCACCCCGAGGCCAAGCUGAAAAUCGACCUUUCUGCCUUGAUCCAGAGUUGGAACAGGUUCAUGCUGCACCAGAUGCACGUGGAGCUGGUGGAGACGAAGAAGAGGCACGACGAGAGGCGGGCCAACAAGAAGCCUUUCAUUUACAAGGAAAUCGAUUUUCCCAGCAUAUCGGGUGAUAGGAGCAGGGAGAGGAGGGUAGCGUCAGACCGCCCUGAAGUCGUAGACGUAGACACGAAAUUGGAGAACGAGAAACGCGAAGACUACUCCGAGAUCAGCCAGCUGUUCGGGACGAAGCAGUUGCAGAUGAACUGUUGCUUGAAGUGUUCCUGCGAGGUGAGGAAGGAAUCGCUUCUGCUGGCGUGCAACCUGGUGUAUCCCACGAGCGAGCCGGAGAGGGAGGAAUGGAGCUUUUGUGACAUCUUAAAACGGUCGCUGUGCCCGCAGCAGACGACGCCCGCGUGGUGCGAGAGGUGCUCGAGAUUUACCCCCACCGCCCAGAGUCGAAUCCUACAGUCCCUGCCGAAACUCCUAGCAAUUAACACCGGCCUGCACAACUUCCAACAUAAGCAGUUCUGGCAGACCCAGAUGGAUAAAAUGGUGGCCAAAGCGACGAAACUAGCGUUAGACAUAAACAGCUCACCGUCGAUGGCCUCUUCCAUAACCUCGUCGAAACCGUGUCGAUACGGGGACAACUGCUCGAGACCCGGCUGCCGAUUCAGGCACAGCUUCGAUAACAACCCACCAACGGUGCCGACCAACAACCUAUAUUGUAGCAAUAAUUGGCUGCCCCACGAGAUCGAGAUGGCGCUGAGGGACGAAUCGUUGAAAGUUAGAAAGUUGGAAGAUAAGGAAAAGCAGGGAGAAAGGAACGUCAGUGUGGAGACGAAGAAGUACGAGCUGUCCUCUGUCGUGUGCUACAUAAACGACCAAUCCUCCCCCGACAGACGUAACCUAGUGGCUUUAAUAAAAGUACCUGAUCCAUAUUUACAGAGUAGAGAUAAGGCAGACCACAAAUGGUACCUUUUUAACGAUUUCAGCAUCAGUCCGGUGCCGGCUCAAGAAGCCGUCUGGUUCAGUUUGGACUGGAAAGUGCCGUGCGUCCUGUACUAUUCAUCCCCGGAGAUUUUGGACGCAAACAGCGCGGUCCGCCAUCCGAUGUCGAGGGAGGUGUUCACCGAAGACGCCUGCAUCGCAAGGAGCGGCGGUACGAGGGGCAUUACCUUCACGCCCCUGUCAGAAAAUGAGAUUUUGAAGUCUGGCGAUUUGGUGGCGAUGGACGCCGAGUUUGUCACUUUAAACCAGGAGGAGGCCGAGUUGAGAAGCGACGGGAAAAUGUCCACCAUCAAACCGUCGCAGAUGUCGGUGGCAAGGAUUACUUGUAUAAGAGGGCACGGGCAUAUGGAGGGGACGCCGUUCAUAGACGACUACAUCUCCACCCAAGAACAGGUCGUCGAUUAUCUAACCAAAUUCUCGGGUAUUAAACCAGGGGACUUAGACGCCAAUUUCAGUUCGAAGCAUUUAACUACUCUUAAGUCGACUUACACUAAAUUAAGAUUUUUACAGGACAGCGGCGUUAUUUUUGUGGGACACGGACUUAAGAACGAUUUUAGGGUGAUUAAUUUAGUAGUUCCUCCAGAGCAAGUGGCCGACACAGUGCAAUUGUUCCAUUUACCUCAUCAUAGAAUGGUUUCCCUGCGUUUCCUCGCCUGGCACUUCUUGGGAAUAAAGAUUCAGUCGGAAACGCACGACUCCGUGGAGGACGCGAGGGCCGCCCUCCAGCUGUACAAAAAGUACAAACAACUCGAGGCCCAGAGCAAGGUGGGGGACGCCCUGGCCGAACUGUACGAGACGGGGAAAUUGCUGAACUGGAAGGUUCCCGAGGACUAACCCCCUUUAGAUAUAAUGUUAGCGAAUAGAAACGGUGAUGAUAUUAAUUAAAAAACUUAUAGUAAGGCCUUAACGAAGUGACUACAGUUCGACCAGUGUCGCGUACAGGGCGAUCCACGGCUCUCUUCGUGGAUGAUGCUUCCGGUAUUCGCCCAAUAAGAGUUGAUCACAGAAAGAGAGUUAAUAGAGCACCCUGUACAUGACUGCCGAGUUUAAUGAAAAUACAAUUUACUAGAACCACGGGGGGGCGUGCCUCCUCGUGGUACUACUUUGCCAAACCGCAGGCGCUAUUCUCGUAUAGCAUUUUAAAUGGGAGGAGCGAGAACGUUGGAACUCGAUACGUUUACAGCGACAGGCAAACUUGUGUCAGCGGCGCUCCGAAACGUGCUGUGCGAGACGUUAGCGCAUCAAUUUUUUAACUGGUUUUAUUUUGUAAUUGUCCCGAAACGUGCAUUUAUGUAUUUUAUCCAUUCCACACUGUAUUUUUGCCAUUCGUCGAAUCUGAUCUACAAAAUUAUUUUUUCUAUGCAACAAAAUAAAGGAAUAAAUUUUAUAUGUAAAAUA
This is a messenger RNA of Anoplophora glabripennis (Asian longhorned beetle), 4347 nucleotides long. It is a transcript of the gene PAN2, whose product is annotated as PAN2-PAN3 deadenylation complex catalytic subunit PAN2. The coding region runs from base 178 to 3783 and encodes 1201 amino acids. Gene Ontology annotation, biological process: nuclear-transcribed mRNA poly(A) tail shortening; mRNA processing. Gene Ontology annotation, molecular function: protein binding; nucleic acid binding; poly(A)-specific ribonuclease activity. The record is from RefSeq and is a predicted model, not a curated record. Gene Ontology annotation, cellular component: PAN complex; P-body. Lineage: Eukaryota; Metazoa; Arthropoda; Insecta; Coleoptera; Cerambycidae. The transcript has 19 exons.